ACUUUCGCACGGUCCCCACUGGAAGGCAAACAACUGCGCGUUUCCCUCAGUAAGCAGCACCAGUUCGAAAAUAAACGGACGACCGCCACCGAUAGACGCGUUACACUUCUUCUUGCGACAAUCACGAUGCCUCGAAUCGGCCAAAUCGCAAUAGGUUCCUCAACUAUACGCGACCUCAUCAUCGACUGCACAUUCCACGUCGUAAUAUGGAAUGCGCACUUACUUUUGAAGAACUGGUCAGGGGUGCGGACGAAUGGACAUGCAAUGAUCGUUGCGGCAGUGUUCUAUAUUCCUGUCAUGGGGAUCUGGGCCUGGUGGUGGGACUAUAGUCCGGAGUGAAUGCUAAACCAUGUUGUCUCGCAAUCUCAGAUUUUUUGUCGCGUUCAAAGUGGAACCAUCGAAUACUCCGAAUAUGCCUUUACUCGGAAAGUAAGGGGAGUGGGUAUGUAGUCAUCCAGUGGGUGAUCGACUCAAGUAAUAUGUAGGUUUUUGUUCCAGGGGCACAUAUAUGGAAGAAAAAUCUAGGUCUGUAUCUGUUAUUGUCUGCCUCCGGAGUGCUGUCUCUACUUUACAUGUGCUUGUGUUUAUCAAGAUCCAGUCUGCGAACGUGGUGACGUUCCAGAGCGAAGGCAUGAUAAGCAUGCUAGGAGUAAAUUCGACUGUGGUAGGUAGCAAGCAUGGCCUAUAAUUGAGUGUUGGGCUUUUACCGACGGGAACGCAUUUGAUUUCAGGCAUGCAAUGUAUACUAAUGCUGUUGUGAGAGAGCUUAUCAGGAAUGGAAACCGUUUGCGCUUCAGCACGUCCACGUACGUAGAUAGAGGGGUCCAAAUUAACCCCACUAAUCGGCCAAUGACUCCUCCGACUGCCCUAUAAUUUCCACCACCACAACGGACAGUCAUACUUAUCCUAUACUCCCACCCAAACAAUUGUUGCCAUCAUGGCAGAAAACACUUACUAUAUCGACGAAGAUGCUGGCCAGGAUCUCACUUCGCAAACUGGUGACGAGAGCUUGCCCUACAAGACGCUCGGCUUCGCUGUCCUUACCCAAGGCGAGACGCACAAAUUCCUCACGCGCAAGAGCGUUACGGGCGAGUUAGCUGAGGGCGCAGAUCCUUCCUCCCGCCUAGAAUGGAAGCCCGCUGCCAAAGCUGCCAUGAAAAAGGCGGUUAACUACGCGAAGGCACAAAAGAAAAAGGCAGAGAAGGAGCAGGAACAACUGGCUCUACGCAUGAAAGAAGAACAGGAUCGGAAGAAGGUCCUCGAUGAGGCAAGAAAAAUCGUUCUCGAGGAAGACAAGAGCCUACCCGCCCCAGUCAAGAUCAAGCUAGACGAUACCGAUCCCAAAAAGAUCCAAUUGGGCGACGGUAAGGAAUCAAAAGGAACCAGAGUGAGGGUAUUUGGAAGGGUACACAGAAUGCGAGGCCAGAAAGAGCUCAUGUUCAUCACGUUGAAGGACGGCUAUGGAUUCAUGCAGGUCGUGCUCCAGGGCCAGCUGGCAAAGACACAUGACGCUCUUACCCUCACCCGCGAAACGAGUAUGGAAAUCCUCGGCGAAUUACGAGAAGUCCCCGCAGGCGCACACGCACCCAACAACCGCGAACUACACGCAGAUUACUACAAGAUUCAUCCCGGCUGGAAAGCGGCUGGCGGCGAUGAGGCUAUCACCAACAAGGUGUCCAAGGACACCGAGCACGCGACACUACUCGAUCUUCGCCAUUUGACGUUGCGCGGAGAGACCGCUUCUAAGGUGCUUAUUGUUCGAGAUGCUGUGGAAUAUGCUUUCAACGUGGUCUUCAAGGAGCUCCGAUUACGGAAAGUCAGCCCUCCUGCCCUUGUCCAAACCAUGGUCGAAGGUGGUGCCACUCUAUUCGGCGUUCCCUACUACAACGAAGAAGCUUUCUUAACACAAUCGUCCCAACUCUACCUCGAAACCUGCCUCCCCUCCAUGGGUGACGUAUACUGUAUCGAGAAGUCCUUCCGCGCCGAGAAGUCACUCACCCGACGACAUUUGGCAGAGUACACCCACAUUGAGGGAGAACUCGACUUCAUCAACUUCGACGAUCUUCUCAACCACUUGGAAGAACUCAUGUGCCGCGUGCUUGAAGUGACCAUGUCUGACCCCACCAUCAAGCAGUACAUCAUGGAUUUGAACCCCGAGUUCAAGAUGCCCGAGCGCCCUUUCAAGCGCAUGAAGUACACUGAUGCCAUUGCAUGGCUCGUUGAGAACAACAUUCCCAACGAAGACGGCGAGCCCCACAAGUUCGGUGAUGACAUUGCAGAGGCAGCCGAGCGUAGAAUGACUGACAUUAUCAACCGACCCAUAUUCCUGACUCACUUCCCCGCCGAGAUCAAGGCUUUCUACAUGUUGAAGGAUAAGGAAGACCCACGGGUUACAGAGAGUGUGGACUGCUUGAUGCCUGGUGUCGGUGAGAUUGUGGGAGGUAGUAUGAGAAUCGAUUCUCACGAGGAGCUGAUGGCUGCGUUUGCGAGGGAGAACAUUGAUCCCACCAGCUACUACUGGUACACAGAUCAGAGGAAGUACGGUAGCUCUCCUCACGGCGGCUACGGGCUUGGUCUCGAGCGGUUCCUUGCUUGGCUCUGCAAGCAGCACACUGUCCGCGACUGCUGCUUGUAUCCUCGCUACUUCGGUCGUUGCAAGCCUUAAG
Periconia digitata is the source of this 2666-nucleotide messenger RNA. Lineage: Eukaryota; Fungi; Ascomycota; Dothideomycetes; Pleosporales; Periconiaceae. The record is from the annotation of a GenBank genome assembly.